This is a messenger RNA of Syngnathus typhle (broad-nosed pipefish), 2284 nucleotides long. RefSeq names its product transmembrane and immunoglobulin domain containing 1 (gene tmigd1). Gene Ontology annotation, biological process: cell-cell adhesion. Gene Ontology annotation, cellular component: cell-cell junction. Gene Ontology annotation, molecular function: cell adhesion molecule binding. NCBI's taxonomy places the organism in Eukaryota, Metazoa, Chordata, Actinopteri, Syngnathiformes, Syngnathidae. Bases 831 to 1673 code for a protein of 280 amino acids. The record is from RefSeq and is a predicted model, not a curated record. The transcript has 11 exons.
CCCCUCGCUGCCCCACAGGGGACGACACGGCGCGUGCGAGGAGCAGGCCACGCCGAAGUGGGGGCGUGGGUCCGUCUGGUAGUUCAUCUUUUGGCCACCAGACGGCAGCAGAGACAAAGAAUCCGAAUCCUGCUACGUUUGAUAACCUGAGAAGCUCCCGGGUGAUACCCUGGGUCAAGAGACCUGAGACAGUACCAGCAUGGUUCCGACGGGACAUCUGCACCAAAGUAGCCAUGAAAAUGGGAAUCAAAUGGCGAUCAUUUGAAGACGUCCUCCAUUUCCUCCACCCCCAUUUCCCACUUCCGCUGUUUGACCUAAGAACUUUUCACACCCGUCGUCCUCUUCACCGACUCUGCUCAAAUCAGUCCCGCCGAGGUUCGGCAAAUUUCCAGGUGGUCUGCGGCCCUGUGACCCACCCGAAAAGAUCCGGCCCUGCAUCAUGCUGACCACCCCAAGAGAAAUAUGUGAUUCCCAGCCGCCAAUCAACCACUCCCCCCACAACCCCCACCUAACAACCCUCCCAUCGCCACCUAGUGGGAAAAGGUGGUACUACGUCAUGGGCCAUCAAUGACACUGCGCAUGAACACUGAAAGCGGGCGGGGACGACGGACCCUGGUGGGCUUUGCCGCAUCACUGAUGAUGGGUGAUGCCGCCCACGCGACGUGACUUCGUCAUCAUGGCUUCCUGUCAUGAAGCCGAGAGCGCCACCUAGAGGGUGGACAUGUAGGUCUUCCAAAACCUGAAAUGAGGCGCUGGCACUGCAAUCCUUUUUAUGUCCACCCAAGAUUGAGCACAUACUGCCAAUAAAAAAUACAACAAUAAACUUACACAUGAUUGAUAACAAACAGCGGGAAGUCAUAAAGCUGAACUCCUCUUCGGCGUCUUUAAGAGCUGACACAUUGUCACGUCUCAAAUCUUCAGGAAGGAAUAAAAUGGGAUCCUACUGUGUUCUUGUGUUAGCGCUUUGUGCGGCACAAAUAUUGUGCGUCACCAUCGACUCGGUGCCCAACGCGGACGGCGAGGGAGUCAUCCUGACCGAACUGGAGCGAACCGUUUCGCUGGUGUGUUCCAGCAACCGAUCCGAGGAGGACGGAGCGGAACUGGUGUGGCUGAGGAACGGCGCCACGGUGAUUCUCCGCCAAGGAAACCGCAAGGGACAAAGUGCCGUGUGCAUCAUGCCAGUCAUCCACCAGGACAACGGCGCCACCUUCACCUGCCGCCUGAGCAGCAACGCCAGCGUUGAGGCCUCCGUCACACUCAAUGUCACAUAUGCGCCCAUACUGUCUGGUUCCGAGGGCGUAUUAGUGGAGGAUGCCUCAUCGCUGGUGCUGAGCUGUGACAUUUUCGCCAACCCGCCCAUCUCCUCGGUGCGGUGGACCCUUAACGGCAGCGCUAUCGACAUACUCGCCGGGGGCUUCACCCUGACCAACGACGGCUUCACGAGCCGGCUAUCCGCCGACAAGGCGGAGAAGAGUAAGCAUGAGGGCCUCUACCGCUGCACGGUGGACUCGCCCGUCUACGGAAUCAAGAGCAAGGACUUCCUGGUUACUGUCACAGAAAAGACCGUCAAGUUUCCACUGAUGCCCAUCAUUGCCGGCGUGGUUGUGGUGUGCCUUACGGUGAUCCUCGCCAUUGUUUCACGCUGGAAGAAAAUCAUCAAGUGCUGCAAGUGAAGGAUCGUCUGCGGUCGGUUAGCUUAGCGCUAAGACUAAGAGAACCAGCCAUUUAACCAAGUGAUUUUGUAGCUCUCCACUUGGCUGCUCGUUUCCAUGACAACAGGAAGGAGCCCUUGCCCUUAAUUAGCUUUGCGUGAAGCUAAGGCUAAGAUACCCGACAAAUUAAACGACUCCUGAUGUAGCCCUCUGUGAGGAUGCCUGAAGCUGUUGUGUAAUGUGUUAUUAUAUAUAAAUUUGUAUUGUAAUUUAUUGUAUUAACCCGCAAAGUAAAGAGUCCUUUGGUAGCACUCCACGAGGAUGCCUUUUUAUUCUAAAUUAUAACUCAACGAGACUGCCAACGAGUAAACAUAAAGCUAACGCAGUACUUUUGACUUGUUACUAAAAUGCUUACGCUUAACAAACAUGUUUAUUUAUUUUGGUUGAUUCAUGUGGGGAGUCUAUUAUUUUACCAAAUUGGGAGGAAGAUUAUUUCUCAUUGCACAUUCCUAUCUUUGCGUCCAAGACAUUAAGUGGAUUUGUAAUGUCUUCUUUCACUGUUAAAUUUCAAAGCCUGAACUUUAACUCCCUACUGAAUGACACUGACUCAUUAAAAUGGUGUUAUACAUUUA